Molecule: messenger RNA, 222 nt
Organism: Trichoderma aggressivum f. europaeum
Lineage: Eukaryota; Fungi; Ascomycota; Sordariomycetes; Hypocreales; Hypocreaceae
Exons: 2
Coding region: 1-222 (73 amino acids)
Source: RefSeq, a predicted model, not a curated record
AUGAAGCCCGUCGUUAGUUCAAUGCAAGCUUGGUCGUGCACCGUCAUCUCCUUCUUCGCAAUCAUCAUCCUCACCGUCCUCGCCCUCCUCUUCCGCUCCAACCACGAGCAGCUCAUGGGCAGCACCAACGACCCUACCGAUGGCAAAGCCGUCUCUCAAACCGUCUUCACCGCCGUCUUCGUCUACAUCGUGCGUUUCUCUCCAACUUCGAACCGUUUUUAA